This is a messenger RNA of Helianthus annuus (common sunflower), 654 nucleotides long. RefSeq lists its product as uncharacterized. NCBI's taxonomy places the organism in Eukaryota, Viridiplantae, Streptophyta, Magnoliopsida, Asterales, Asteraceae. The record is from RefSeq and is a predicted model, not a curated record. Bases 1 to 654 code for a protein of 217 amino acids. The transcript has a single exon.
AUGAAUGAACUAAAGGUAGGCUUGAUAAACCACCAGAUAUCACCCAACAACGAUGAGUGGGUAUGGAAAAAUAACGAGGACAAGAGUUUCACGGUGAAGGGGGUAAGGGAGUCAUUGGCACAGCAGAUAAAUUUAAAUACGGUAGCCAGUGAUUUUGUGUGGAAUAGAUGGGCAACAAAUAAAAGUAUUAUGUUCGUUUGGCGAGUGGUCAAAAACAGAAUUCCAACAGCAAAUGCAUUAAAGAGGAGGGGUAUGAUAUUAAACGACUACAAUUGUAAAAUAUGUGGAGCAUCAGAGGAAACAGCCGAUCAUGUUUUGAUUCAGUGCAGUUUUGCUGAACAAAUUUGGAGUGAAGUGUUUGCAUGGCUAAAAAUUCAAGUGGCGUACAGAAACGUUACAAUUCAACAGCUUAUGCAGGAGAUAAACGAGAUUCAGAGGAGUCGGAACGUAACGAAGGCAAUCCAUACAGUAGUUAUUCAGACUUCGUGGAAACUUUGGAGAGUUCGAAACGCAAAGAUCUUUGAAAACAAGGCAAGCGCGAUACAAACAACUGUUGAGCAAAUAAAAGAGGAAUCAUUCUACUGUAUAUCCAAGAGAUCAAAAUUCAAGGAGAUCUCAAGGCAGGAGUGGUGGGAGUUUAAGUGUAGGAUGUAA